This is a messenger RNA of Ornithorhynchus anatinus (platypus), 799 nucleotides long. Its product is annotated as phytanoyl-CoA dioxygenase domain-containing protein 1-like. NCBI's taxonomy places the organism in Eukaryota, Metazoa, Chordata, Mammalia, Monotremata, Ornithorhynchidae. The record is from RefSeq and is a predicted model, not a curated record.
GGGGGAGGGAAGGGCACAGACACUUCCUGGUCGGCGGACGGGCCGGAGGCGCUGGCCAUUCUGGGGCCUCGGUGACGGGACCCCAGAGUCCGGGCCCCCUCGGUCCCCCCUGGCCAUGGAGGGCCUCAACCCGGAGCAGGUCCGCAAGUUCCAGGAAGAUGGCUUCCUCGUCCUGGAGGGGUUCUUUUCUCCAGAGGAGUGUGACGGGCUCAGGGCAAGGAUCGCAGAGAUCGUGGCAGGGAUGGAAGUCCCGCCCCACUGCCGGACAGAAUUCACCACGCAAAGGGAGAAAGUGAUCGAAGCUGAGGGAAGUUCAGAAUAUUUCCUGACCAGCGGUGACAAAAUCAGAUUCUUCUUUGAGAAGGACGUGUUUGACAAGGAAGGCAACUUUAAGGUCCCACAGGACAAGUCCAUCAACAAGAUCGGUCAUGCUCUGCAUGUCCAUGAUCCCAUCUUCAAGAAGAUCACCCACUCCCCACCAAUCCAGGAGAUAAGCAGGAGCCUGGGGUUUGAGGAGCCUGUGGUGGUCCAGAGCAUGUACAUUUUCAAGCAACCGCACAUUGGUGGUGAAGUACGCGCACACCAGGAUUCCACCUUCCUGUACACGGAGCCACUGGGUACCUGCUUGGGUUUCUGGUAUGCGGUGGAGGAUGCCCUGGAGAACGGUUGCCUCUUCUUCAUCCCAGGAUCCCACAAGGAUUAUGACGACAGCAGCUUCAUCGCCAUUCCCGAUCCAGAAAGGUACAUGGUCUCUUCCAGCCGGACUGGAAGUCCAGAGAGAGUCCUGAGCCCCACCUGA